This is a messenger RNA of Lactuca virosa, 1059 nucleotides long. The record is from the annotation of a GenBank genome assembly. Lineage: Eukaryota; Viridiplantae; Streptophyta; Magnoliopsida; Asterales; Asteraceae.
AUGCCUCACCGUGCCGGCAAUAUUUUCAAAAUCCAAUAUUCCAUCGGGUGGAGCGACCCUGAUCCCGCACUUGAAAGAAACUACUUGAAUCAAACAAGGGUUAUGCACGAUUUCAUGACACCAUUCGUAUCAAAGAAUCCAAGUGGUGUGUUCUUGAACUACAGAGAUCUUGACAUCGGCGUGAUGACCGGAGACAAUUACAGUGAAGGUAAAGUUUACGGGCAGUAUCAUCGGGCAGUUUGCAGCUACUCUUCCCCUCCACUUCUCUCUUUCUCUCUCAUCUCUCAUCUCUCUCGCUCUAAUAAACUCCCUUGUUUUCAGCUUAAUUUUGAUUGUUGUCUUGAGGGACUCUUAUAUCUCCAUAGGUUUUCAAGGCUGGAGAUUAUCCACAGAGAUCUGAAAGUAUUUUUGGAUGUUGUGGAGAGUGUGAAUAUGCUCAUGAACAGUAAUGGGCAAAUAGUUAGAUCAGAAGUCGUCGGUGCAUUGAAGAUGCGAACUUAUUUGAGGAGCUCAUUUCCUCUAUUUCUACAGACUUUACCUGAUGGUGUAAGAUUGAGGGAUGAUAUUAAUGUUUUGCUCUUGGGAGACCCAUCCACUGCAAAAUCACAGUUUCUCAAGUUUGUUGAGAAGACUGCUCCUAUAGCUGUAUACACUUCCGGGAAAGGCUCAUUUAUAGUCGGGCUUACUGCUUCUGUCAUUCGUGAUAACAGCACUAAAAUAGCGACUCAUAUCAUUCGGGUCCAUACAUCUGCUAAUGCAGCGGGUGAACCUAGGGAUACUAAAGAUGAUAACUGGCUUAAAAGGUCUGUACUCUGUAAUAUUUUUCAAGCAUUCAUGGAGGCCAACCACCAUUUCCCUUGUGUUGAAAGCAUUAUUUGCAUUACACAUCAUAUUCACCGUUUUUUUAUGUCAACCUUCAAGAGGAACAACAUAUGUAUGGACCCGAAUGAUAUGGACCCGAAUGAUAUGAACAUAAAGAUUAUAUCUCCUGUAUUGGAUAUGAUACCUAUGUCUUUGGGUAUUAAGCUGGCUGCUAGAAGGAUUGGAGAUUGCAGUUAA